Molecule: messenger RNA, 1785 nt
Organism: Dendrobium catenatum
Lineage: Eukaryota; Viridiplantae; Streptophyta; Magnoliopsida; Asparagales; Orchidaceae
Product: polygalacturonate 4-alpha-galacturonosyltransferase
Exons: 4
Coding region: 136-1506 (456 amino acids)
Molecular function (GO): polygalacturonate 4-alpha-galacturonosyltransferase activity
Source: RefSeq, a predicted model, not a curated record
GAUGAUGAAGUAUUUGUUCAACUCGAAAAUGCUGCCAUCGAGCACUCAAUAGCUGUGGACUCUGCAGUACUUGGUAAAUAUAAUCUAUGGAGGCGAGAAUAUGAUAAUGAACAUGCUGAUGCGAAAGUAAAGUUCAUGCGAGAUCAAAUGACUAUGUCAAAGGUUUAUAUGGCCCUUGCUAAGUCAAAGAGUAAGAUUGGUAUUUAUGAAGAGUUAUUGAAUCGUCUCAAGGAAAGUCAGCGCGUCCUAGGAAAGGCUAAUGCUGAUGCCGAUCUCCCACAAAGUGCACCGGAGACAAUCAGAGCAAUGAAUCAAGUCUUGUUAAAAGCAAAAGGUCAGCUUUAUGAUUGCAAGAUAUUUAUUCGGAAUCUAAGAGGGAUGCUUCAAUCUGCGGAUGAGCGGGUUAGAGGCUUGAAGAAGCAAAGUACAUUCCUUAGUCAAUUGGCUGCAAAAACAAUUCCAAAUGCCAUUCAUUGUUUAUCAAUGCGUCUGAGCAUAGACUAUUACCUUCUCCCUCCAGAGCAAAGAAAAUUUCCUAAAAGUGAAAAUUUGGAGAACCCAAAUCUCUACCAUUAUGCACUCUUCUCUGACAAUGUAUUGGCUGCCUCAGUUGUAGUGAACUCAACCAUAAUGAAUGCUAAGGAGCCAGCGAAACAUGUCUUUCAUCUAGUUACUGAUAAACUAAACUUCGGAGCCAUGAACAUGUGGUUUCUGUUGAAUCCACCAGGAGAUGCAACCAUCCAUGUGGAGAACGUUGAUGAUUUCAAGUGGUUGAAUUCUUCAUAUUGCCCAGUCCUUCGUCAGCUUGAAUCUGUACCCAUGAAAGAAUACUACUUCAUGGCUGCUCAUCCCACAACCCUUUCAUCUGGUCCUGACAAUUUGAAAUACCGAAAUCCAAAAUACCUUUCAAUGCUUAAUCACUUGAGGUUUUAUCUACCACAAGUUUAUCCUAAGCUGAACAAAAUCUUGUUCCUAGAUGAUGAUAUUGUUGUUCAGAAGGAUUUAACACCUUUAUGGUUAAUAGAUCUUAAGGGCAAUGUAAAUGGUGCUGUUGAGACCUGUGGUGAGAGCUUUCACAGAUUUGACAAGUAUCUCAAUUUCUCAAAUCCUCACAUUGCCAUGAAUUUCGAUCCAAAUGCAUGUGGCUGGGCCUAUGGUAUGAAUAUGUUUGAUUUAGUUGAAUGGAAGAAGAAAAACAUAACAGGCAUCUAUCAUAAAUGGCAAACAUUGAAUAAAGACAGAGCCCUUUGGAAACUUGGAACUCUGCCACCUGGUUUACUGACAUUCUAUAAUUUAACGCACCCACUGAACAAGUCAUGGCAUGUUCUUGGUUUGGGCUAUAAUCCGAGCAUCGAUCGCUCGAAGAUAGAAAAUGCUGCUGUUAUACAUUACAAUGGUAACAUGAAACCUUGGUUGGAGCUGGCAAUGACAAAGUACAGGCCUUACUGGACCACAUAUAUCAACUAUGAUCAUCCUUACAUUAAAAACUGCAAAUUGAGAAGAUAACUAGAGCUCAACAAAGGCAUGAUUAAAUUGCAUAAGAAGGAGUUUUUGAUCCUAUUGAGGCCUUUCCUUACUCUGUCCAGUUCUAAUUUUGAUGAUGUACAUUACAUCUUUGUAAAUUUAUUCAUCCUAAUAGGGCACAUGAUUUCCUUUGUUGAACAAUUUACUGGUGCCUGAUAGUUGUAGAUAUAACAAUUUAACAGUUACCAGAUUGUUAUUUUAUUCCUUGUAGCUUGUUUAUAAAAGUAAUGCAUAGUUGGGAUCUUCAGCUUGGCAUUGUCA